Synchiropus splendidus (mandarinfish) is the source of this 3510-nucleotide messenger RNA. RefSeq names its product mucin-5B-like. Gene Ontology annotation, molecular function: protein binding. Gene Ontology annotation, cellular component: extracellular matrix. The transcript is spliced from 25 exons. The record is from RefSeq and is a predicted model, not a curated record. NCBI's taxonomy places the organism in Eukaryota, Metazoa, Chordata, Actinopteri, Syngnathiformes, Callionymidae. The coding region runs from base 1 to 3510 and encodes 1169 amino acids.
AUGGGGACGACAGGACUACAAUCAACGCUGUGGCUCCUCUACCUUACGCUGCUGGUCAGCGUGCUCGCUCAAACUGCAGCAAACUCAUCCCAUCUGGGCCGAGUCUGCACGACCUGGGGACAGAACCACUGGAAGACAUUUGACGGGGACUACUUCCAACUGGUCUCCACCUGCACACAUGAAGUGGUGUCACAGUGCCAGGGCUCCUUUGAAAAUUUCAACAUCCAGAUGAAACGCAAGCUGGUGGACGGCAUCUCCAGCAUUGAGCGAAUCUUAGCGAAGCUGGAAGGUUCUGUGGUUCUCAUCACAAGAUCCAUCUCGGUGAUAGAUUAUGCCGAAGACAACAAAGUGAGUGAUCCAACGGGUGUUUGCUUGGAGCCAGAACAAGCCAUUCCAGAGCUCUGCGGAAGCAAGAGUGCCUGCGAGGAAAUCUUCUCCAGAGCUCCAUUUAGCAGCUGCCAAAACCUCCUGGACAUUGAUUCCUUUGUCACCGCCUGCAUGUCUGAUCGAUGCAACAGUGACGAUUCCCUUCUGUGUAAAACAGUCUCAGAGUUCUCAAGGCAGUGCAUCCAUGCAGGUGGACAGCCUCAGCAGUGGCGGAGUCCAUCUUUUUGCCCUAAGACGUGUCCCACUGGCAUGGUGUUCAUGGAGUGCAGCAGCUCAUGUCCCAACACUUGCUCCAACCCUCAGGCCUCCCAGACUUGUGACACCCACUGUAUGGACGGUUGCAGCUGCCCUGCUGGAACUGUCUUGGAUGACAUUGGUGAAAAUGGCUGCGUAGCAGUGGAAUCCUGUCCUUGUUUGCACAGCGGCAAGGCCUACAAAUCUGGAGAGUCGUACGAAUACAACUGCAGAUCUUGUACGUGCCAGAACGGUCGGUGGUCUUGCACUGACACCGAUUGUCCAGCGACCUGCUCUGUGGAAGGGGGCUCCCACAUCAACACAUUUGAUGGCAAGGCCUACACAUUUCAUGGAGACUGCAGCUACAUAAUGGCACAGGUCAUCAAAGUUCAAUCGUCCGGUCAGGUCUUUGUGAACAAGAUUCUCUCUCAGCUUCCAUUGUUUACCUCGAAGCUGAGCGCCUACAAAGCUUCAUCCUUCUACAUCCACAUGAACACCAGGUUUGGCCUUCGACUGAUAAUUCAGCUCAGUCCAUUGAUGCAAGUCUACAUUUUAGCAGACAGUUCACUCAAAGGGACCACUUCAGGUCUGUGUGGAAACUUUAACAACAUCAUGAGUGAUGACUUCAAGGUGAGCAGUGGGCUUGUGGAGGGUACAGCAGCAGCCUUUGCCAAUGCCUGGAAAACAAGAGCAUCUUGUCCAGAUGUUUCGACGCGCUUCACUCACCCUUGCACACAGGGAAUCAACAAAGAGGACUUUGCCAAGUUCUGGUGCUCCAAACUCACUGACCCCAAUGGAGUGUUUGCACCGUGCCACAGUUCCAUCAGCCCAACAACCUACAAAGACAACUGCAUGUACGACACGUGUAGCUGUGAGAAGAGUGAAGACUGCAUGUGUGCUGCUGCCUCUGCGUAUGUCUACGCUUGCUCAGCUGCAGGCGUCCAGCUUACUGGAUGGAGGGAUGUCAUGUGCAGCAAGUUCAGCACUUCAUGCACUCCAGGAACUGUGUAUGAGUACAGCAUGACCAGCUGUGGCCGCACUUGCUACGCUCUCAGCCAGGUGGACUACACCUGUGACUCAAGCUUCCCCUCAAUCGACGGUUGUGGAUGUUCAAUGGGAACAUACAUGGAUGAGAACGGCCGUUGCGUGUCUGCCUCAGACUGCUCUUGUUAUGACGGAGAAAACAUAAUUCCAAGUGGUCAAACUAUCAACAAAGAUGGAGGAACAUGUUUCUGCAGAGAAGGACGUCUUAGCUGCCAAGGACUUCAAACACAAGUGACACCCUCAUGCAAGGAGCCCAUGGUUUAUUUCAACUGCUCCGAUGUGACGCCCGGGAGUUCUGGAGUCGAGUGUCAGAAGAGCUGUGGGACUCUGGACAUGGCUUGUAUGAGCACUGGCUGCACAUCAGGAUGCAUGUGCCCAAAUGGUCUGAUCGCAGAUGGACUUGGAGGUUGUAUCAGCGAGAGUAGCUGUCCAUGUGUGUACAAUGGAAAACUCUACCAACCUGGAGAGACACUCACCGUUGACUGCAACACAUGCUCGUGUCGCAACAGGAAGUUCACCUGCACCAACAACGUUUGCGAUGCUGUGUGUGGUAUCUAUGGUGACGGCCAUUACAUUACCUUUGAUGACAAGAGGUUUGAGUUCAGUGGAGAAUGUGAAUACUCACUUGCUCAGGACUACUGUGGCUCUGGCAGUGGAAGCUUCAGAAUUGUUACUGAAAAUGUUCGAUGUGGAACCACGGGAACGACCUGUUCCAAAACCAUCAAGAUCUACCUCGGGAGUGACGAGUAUCUCCUCAAAGACGAGACCCUUCGAGUGGUUAAGGGCAGCAGCCCCUCUCAGGUAUCCAAGAUGGGCAUUUACCUAGUGGUGGCCAUCAAACCAGGACUAGUGGUCAUGUGGGACAAGAAGACCAGUCUGUUCAUCAAACUUGGUCCACAGCAUCAGGGAAAAGUGUGCGGUCUUUGUGGAAACUAUGACGGCAAUAGCAAGAAUGACUUCACCACACGCUCCCAGGAGACAGUAGCAGAUGUUCUGGAGUUUGGUAACAGUUGGAAGGUUUCAUCUGGAUGUCCUGAUGCCAAGCUAUCAACAGAUCCCUGUACCAGCAACAGAUACCGUGCAGCAUGGUCCCAGAGGCAAUGCAGUAUCAUCACCAGUGUCACGUUUCAAGACUGUCAUUCAAAGGUGGAUCCUGGUCCAUACUAUGAUUCGUGUGUCAGAGAUUCUUGUGCUUGCGACACUGGUGGGGACUGUGAGUGUUUCUGCACAGCUGUUGCUGCCUACGCAAAAUCUUGUAAUGAAGCUGGAGCCUGUGUAAAAUGGAGAACUCCAAAGCGAUGCCCCGUGUUCUGUGACUACUAUAACUCCCCCGAUGGCUGUGAGUGGCACUACAAGCCCUGUGGUGCUGACUGCAUGAAAACCUGCAGGAAUCCCUCUGGAAAUUGUUCUGCUCUCAUCACUGGCCUGGAAGGAUGUUACCCACAGUGUCCACCAGCCCAACCUUUUUUCAAUGAGGACUCAAUGACCUGUGUUGCCUGGGAACAGUGUGGCUGUUAUGAUGAUCAGGGCACCAACUAUGGAAUUGGGGAUUAUGUACCAUCAGAAAACUGCUACAGCUGCUCGUGCAAACUAUCAGGAAUUAGUUGCGUCUAUGACGUAAACUACUGCUCUUGCUUUGUCAAUGGGAAAACUUACAAGUAUGGAGAAACCAUUUACAACACCACAGACGGCCUGGGCAGUUGCAUGGAAGCUGUCUGUGGACCUGAUGGAGUUGUUUCAAGAGACGUGUAUUCAUGUCCAAAGACUACAACGCCUCUUCCGACAACAACUCCAUUCACAUUCAGCACAGGUAGAGGUGGCGCAAUUUAUGGAGAAUUUAGUUGA